UACUUGUGGCUUCUUAGUAUUCCGGGAUCCUGAAACAAGCGUCUAUUAGUAAUAGGCUUUUAAUUUGAAGUUACCGGCGGCAACUCUCAUAAUGUGCAGUGUAAGCUGUUGAAGAGAACUCGAAACACUUGUCAAAAUACACGCAAGUAAGGAACUAAUUAGAGUGAAAUGUGGAAUGCAAUGGGAAUAGCUAACAAACAAUAAAACAGCCAAAACUUAAGACUCAAGGGUCGAGGUUUCAGCUUAAGUCAACGAUUCUAUUCAUUAGCUAGCUACUGAGCUACUUCAGUUUUUGUUCUGCCUUAGAGUUUAGCCGGCUAGCUAAGCUCACAUGAGUUGAGUGUUUUGUCUUCACGGUAAAAAUGUGUGACCUUAGUAUGGACAGUGGCACCAUUUAUGUCCGAGAAAGAGGCAGCCUUCGUCGUGUUGGUGACAUAGUCCUGGCGCAGCCAAAACCAGUGUCAUCUUGCAGAAGGACAAAUCCGUUUGUGCUGAGAAAAGAGCAUUUCAUAUUCACCUACAAUGCAGAAGGAAGUCUGAGAUACACCACAAAGUCGCUUUUUGACCUCACUCUGUUGUUCGUAGCAGACAACAUUCACCAUGUGGACUCUCUCGUCGGUUUUCCUGAGCAAAUAGGAGACAGACUUUUUGCAGCAGCAGAAGAGAAUCGUGUAUUUUCAAACACAGAUAUUUCUCCCAAAGCCCUGCAGUUAUUCAGUGAUGCAUAUGGGCAGAUGGUGCUUGGAUCACUCUGUCUACGAAAUAGGUUUCCACUCUUGCAUGAGCGGAUGGAUGAAAUAAAAACAUUUCAUAGUCUUAAGUCUCUGGAUUUGUUUGGCUGCAGACUGGGUGAUGAUCAUGAGAUAUUCCAGCAUCUAACAUCCACCUCAUUGGCAAACAGCCUAAUUCAGCUUUUCAUCGGUGGUAACAGUAUGUCAGAUGUUGGCUUACAAAGAUUGACUGCACCUAUUCGGAUGAUGAAGAAGGGACUGGACUGUCUUCAGCUCCUGGAUGUUUCCUAUAACCCUAUCUCAGAGAGGGCCCUCAGAUACCUCACAUGCCUCCCCAAACUUGAAAAACUUGAUGUAUCUGGGACCAGUUUGAAGCUUGGUGCAGGAUUGAAAACAACCAUAUGGAACCUGUUGGGACUCAUUUGUUCCGAGAAACCACUGGACAACUUUGAUCACUCAAGAUGUAAAACAGAAGGUUGGGCAGAGCAGGUUGUAAACCAGUGGGAAACAAAUAGCUCACAAAUGCCAAAACAGAAGAAAAUUGAAGAAUCAAGGACAUCAGCACUACGCUUUUUUGGAAGGCAGAAGUUUGUCAGAGAAGUCCUGAAUACAGCACCACUGGUAUGUGAGCGUGAAGAAGAGGCCAAGAGAGAGAGACUGCAUUUCUACAGACCUGCAGCAAACAGUCACAUACCAGAGAAACAGGUUCCUUACCCAGUAAAUCACCAAGAAAAGGCUUCCUGGUACAACAUUAAAAAAAGACAGCGUCAGCCAGAAAGGUGUGACAGUUCACAUCAUAGUCCUCCAACAAAACGUUCACCUUCAUCAGCUCUUACAGCAGAGGACAUUGAAUUGUUGAACAGCUAUUGAGGUAUGCAUCCAUGUAGCAUUCCACAAAGAGCAGUGCAAAGCACAAACAGGUUCAUUAACAAGCAACGUUUAGGCUGAAAGGAACGAUGAGUCACCCUGGUCAACUGCAGACACUUUCACUUGGAUUUUUAACAUAUCUUUAUAAAUAAAAGUUCAGUAUUUUGCAUGUUUUCA
Messenger RNA from Lates calcarifer (barramundi perch), 1775 nucleotides. RefSeq names its product leucine rich repeat containing 42 (gene lrrc42). NCBI's taxonomy places the organism in Eukaryota, Metazoa, Chordata, Actinopteri, Centropomidae. The record is from RefSeq and is a predicted model, not a curated record. The coding region runs from base 363 to 1601 and encodes 412 amino acids. Gene Ontology annotation, molecular function: protein binding. The transcript has 7 exons.